Rotaria socialis is the source of this 495-nucleotide messenger RNA. The record is from the annotation of a GenBank genome assembly. Lineage: Eukaryota; Metazoa; Rotifera; Eurotatoria; Philodinida; Philodinidae.
AUGAACAAGUUGUCCACCAGUCUACCGCCGGCAAGUGUCACCGAUUGGCUCGAGCAUUUCACAGAAGAACAAAUUCAAGAGUUUCGACAAGCGUUUCUUCUUUACGACAAAGAUUCAGACGGUGCCAUUAGUCCCAAAGUGCUCGGAAGUGUAAUGAGAACACUUGGGCAAAAUCCCACAGAAGAUGAAUUGAAAGGAUUAAUCAACGAGUUCGACUGUGAAGGCAAAGGAUUAAUCGAUUUUAAUGAGUUUCUUCAAAUGAUGGCUAAACGAGCCGAUGAACAUAACGAAGAGGAUGAACUAAGACAAGCUUUUCGUGUGUUUGAUAAGAAUGGAAAUGGUUUUAUCAAGGUAGCUGAACUAAGGAAUGUGAUGACUACUCUGGGUGAACAAUUUUCCGAUCAUGAAGUAGACGAAAUGCUACAUGAAAUAGAUAUAGCUGGUAAUGGAAUCAUCCGUUAUGAAGAACUUGUUAAAGUUGUUAUGGGUAAAUAA